Messenger RNA from Castor canadensis (American beaver), 2304 nucleotides. RefSeq names its product SHQ1, H/ACA ribonucleoprotein assembly factor (gene Shq1). NCBI's taxonomy places the organism in Eukaryota, Metazoa, Chordata, Mammalia, Rodentia, Castoridae. Gene Ontology annotation, biological process: box H/ACA snoRNP assembly. Gene Ontology annotation, cellular component: nucleoplasm; cytoplasm. The record is from RefSeq and is a predicted model, not a curated record.
CAACACGGGCGUCCGCGUGUGCGGGUUUUUUUGAGUUUGAGUCGCGGUGCCUCGGCGGUACCUGCGUCCCGCGCUGAGAUGCUGACCCCUGCGUUCGACCUCAGUCAGGACUCCGACUUCCUGACGGUCGCCAUCCGCGUGCCCUACGCCCGGGUCUCGGAGUUCGACGUCUAUUUCGAAGGCGUGGACUUCAAGUUCUACGCCAAGCCGUACUUUCUCAGGUUAAACCUUCCUGGAAGGGUUGUAGAAAAUGGAAGCGAGCAAGGGUCCUAUGAUGUAGACAAAGGAAUUUUUACCAUUCGAUUGCCCAAGGAAACUCCUGGCCAGCAUUUUGAGGGGCUAAACAUGUUAACUGCUCUUCUGGCACCAAGAAAACCUAGGAUGGCCAAACCACUUGUGGAGGAAAUAGGUGCAACUGAAGUUUCUGAGGAAGUAGCUGAAGAUGAUGAUGAAGAGUUUGACUGGGAAAUUGAGCAGACCCCUUAUGAAGAGGUAUCAGAAAGUUCUUUGCACCCUCAGUGCCACUAUGGAUUUGGCAACCUACGAUCAGGAGUGGUUCAGCGGUUACAGGAUGAACUGAGUGAAGUUCUUGAUGUUAAGGAUCCAGAUUUCACCCCUGCAGCUGAGCGAAGGCAGAAGCGACUGGCUGCUGAGCUGGCCAAAUUUGAUGCAGAUCAUUAUCUAGCUGACUUCUUUGACGAUGAGGCAAUUGAACAGGUUUUGAAGUAUGAUCCUUGGUGGAAUGACACAUAUUCAAAAAUGAUGGCCUCUUUGGGAGAGAAUAAGAAGCAAGACGAUAAUGCUGCAUUAGUGUGUUUUUCUGAAGAGGAGAAAUAUCAACUACGAAAAUUUGUCAAUAAAUCUUACCUGCUGGACAAGAACGCCCAUCGUCAGGUGUACUACAGUUUAAUUGAUAUCCUUCUGGCGUAUUGCUAUGAAAUUCGAGUCACAGAAGGCGAGCAGAACGUGGAGUCUGCAUGGAAUAUUAGAAAACUGAGUCCAACCCUGUCCUGGUUUGAGACUUGGACUAAUGUUCAUGAAAUUGUGGUGUCUUUUGGAAGAAGAGUUUUGUGCUACCCACUCUAUCGCCAUUUCAAGCUGGUGAUGAAGGCCUACAGGGACACUGUAAAGGUACUGCAACUAGGUAAGAAUGCUGUUUUGAAGUGCCUCCUGGAUAUUCACAAAAUUUUUCAGGAAAAUGACCCAGCUUAUAUACUGAAUGAUCUCUAUAUCUCAGACUACUGUGUGUGGAUCCAGAAAACCAAGUCCAAAAAGUUGACCGCUCUUGCAGAAGCUUUAAGAGAAAUCUCCCUCACGAAGGCCCAGCUGGGGUUGGAGCUAGAGGAACUGGAAGCAGCAGCACUUCUGGUCCAGGAGGAAGAGACUUCAGGAAAAAUGGUCCAAUCCAGUCCUGGCUCCAGUCCUGAGUCCACUGACUCAGAGGUGUCAGCAUCAGACAGUGCCACAUCAUCUAGCAGCGAGGACUCGGCUUCAGAGGGCGAGGAGCCCGAGGGGGACCAGUCAGCACCUGUCACUUCUUUGCGAGGCCCCUUUUUGGAGGAAGGCAGCACCCUGCUUAUCAGCAAUGGUGGAGUCUGCAGAAACACUGCUGACCAGGGGGCUGAGGUCAGCCAGGGACUGCUACUGGCCUCUUCUUGUGCUCCUGGGGAACGCCGGCCUCUGAUCCAGGAGCUUGGGGAUCAGCUGAGCACCACACUUCAGGUUUCCGUACCCCACAGCACCACGCUGGGAGGCACAGCAGUAUACGGGACAGAGGUGGGGACAGAUGCCCAGUGAUGGACUUGAGUGGGUUGUUCACCGGAGGAGUUUAAGUCAGAUGUGGUUUCAUCUGCUGACUUACAGUCUGCAUAUUCACCGUGUCCUCUUCUUUGUAUCUAUACAGCAUCGUUUUUCACUUUAUUGAAAAAUAAAAGUGCUAUGGUUUUUUUUUCCCAAAGUGUAGCUAAUAUUUAAAGAUGAAAAGAAUAGUCCUGCUGCCACACACUCUAGUAUGGAGAGCCCAUUACUGUUUGCAUUUUAGCUUCACUGAGGUGGACCUGACAUGUAGGAAAGUGCUCGGAAACAGUGACAUGACACCAGGUGAGGCCAUUGCCACCCCAAAGUAAUGUCCUUCCCCAUCAUCCCAGGUGCCCGUGGGCCCCUUUGUUAUUCUUCCCUUCCAACUGGCCACAUGCCACCCUGCUUUCCCCAGGAAGCUGCUAAUCUGCUGUGUGCAAUACAUUAGCAUGCAUGUCCUAGAUAAAAUAUACAAUGUGUACUUUUUUCCCCACUCCAUACAUGAAU